Molecule: messenger RNA, 399 nt
Organism: Anopheles arabiensis
Lineage: Eukaryota; Metazoa; Arthropoda; Insecta; Diptera; Culicidae
Exons: 3
Coding region: 16-399 (127 amino acids)
Source: RefSeq, a predicted model, not a curated record
UACCGGUAGCAAGUCAUGUCGGGCCGUUGGGUUUUGUUAACGAUCAGUCUGAUGCUCAUCGUAGGAUGUGUCUCGGCAAGGAGACAUCAUGACCAUCAUCAUCGGAUAAAGCCACUCAAGUACAGCUACGGAAUCUACGCUCCUACUGGCUGGACGGUUGCGCUUUACAUCUGGUACAUCGUCAAGCUGGGCUUUAUAUUAGGCGCUCUGCUACUGUUACUGUUUGCCAAAAAAUGGAACACCAACCGGCAGCCUAUUGUUUUUGAAAGUGCACCUGAAUAUUACCAUCAUCGGUCGUUGGACACAAUGGAGCCAAACCUUUUCCACCCAAGAAGCAGAAGAGAUGUGCGUCUUUACUGGAACGAUCGAAUAGAUGCUGUGCGAUCAACACUACGAUAG